AUGGCUGUGAAGUACUCAAAACAGCUGCUGCUGAUAGUGGUUGUUGCUGUCUUUCAUACAAAAACAGCAACUCAACCGAUGUCACAUCCAAACUGUCCAACAAUGUGCGGUUCGGUCACCAUUCCUUUUCCAUUUGGAACCACCAAAGAUUGUUCCCUAGACAACACUUUUCUCAUCAACUGCAACAAAACAUCUUCAACUACAUCAAACUCAACAGCACAAGUACCUUUCUUGCAAAAAACCAAACGAAGGGUCCUAAAUAUCUCACUCGAUGGUGAACUGCGCGUUGCAUGGCCAGUAGCCAGCAAUUGCUACACUGAAAAGGUUGCACUCGUGGACCAAAUACCUCAGGAGAUCAUCAUGACUUAUUUUCCCAUCUCGCCAACUCGAAACAAGUUGAUAGCAGUUGGCUGUGACACAUUUGGAGUAUUCUUCGCAAUGGAUUCUGGUGGAGAAAAUUACACCAGUGGAUGUGUGACUUUGUGUGGCAGGCGUGAUGAAAUUGUGGCCAAUGAAUCUUGUUCUGGCACUGGCUGUUGCGAAGUUUCAAUACCCCACGGUCAUGUGCUGACGAGAGUAGUCUAUGCAUCUCAAAGCAUAUUCAGUAACCACUCUUCAGUACAUAACUUGGGUCCAUGUGGUUAUGCAUUUUUGGUUGAAAAUGGAAACUACAGGUUGGAAUACAAAGACCUCUUCAAAUUGGAGAAGGAGUUUCCAGUGGUGUUGGAUUGGACAAUAGGGAACAAAACGUGCGAGCAAGCAAAGAAGGAUAUUUCAAGUUAUGCAUGUAAGGCAGACAAAAGUACAUGUUACCAUGCAGGAACCAAAAAACUUGGUUAUCUUUGCAAAUGCCUUGAAGGAUAUCAGGGAAAUCCUUACUUCAAUCAUGGUUGCCAAGAAAUCAAAACUGACAAAUUAUUCUUAGAUAUUGAUGAAUGCAUGAAAUCCAAUGAUUGUGUUAAGGGAGCAACAUGCCACAAUUUUCCUGGAAGCUAUCGUUGUAAAUGCCCAACAGGAUAUGAAGGAAACGGGAAAAAUAAUGGAACAAGAUGCAGUCUCAAAUCAAGAAAAGAGCUCAUGUUGAUCAUUGCAUUGAGUGUCUGUGUAAGCGUCGUAGGACUAUUAAUGGGAAGCAUUUAUGCAUAUUGGGUAUUGAAGAAAAUAAAGCUCAUAAAACUUAAAGAACAGUUUUUUCAACAAAACGGUGGCUUACUCUUACAACAACAGCUAGUGAAGCAUGGAGGAUCAGUAGAAGCAACUAAAGUCUUCACUUCUGAGGAGCUAAAUAAAGCAACCAACAACUUCGAUGAAGAAAAUAUCAUAGGCCAAGGUGGUCAGGGAACAGUUUACAAAGGAGUUUUACAGGAUAACAGAACCGUAGCAAUAAAGAAGUCGAAAAUCAAUGACUCGAGUCAGGUUGAGCCGUUCAUCAAUGAAGUGAUCCUACUCUCUCAAAUCAACCAUAGAAAUGUGGUAAAACUAUUGGGUUGUUGUUUAGAGACAGAAGUCCCCUUGCUUGUUUACGAAUUUGUUUCCAACGGUACUGUUUAUGAGCAUCUUCAUGAUCUAAACCAACCUUUAAAGCUUACUUGGAAAAUAAGACUAAGAAUAGCAAAAGAAACUGCUGGAGUCCUGGCAUACUUGCAUUCUGCGGCUUCUACACCGAUCAUACAUAGAGAUGUGAAAUCCACAAAUAUACUACUAGAUGAGAAUCUCACUGCAAAGGUUUCUGACUUUGGAGCUUCAAGGAUAGUUCCUCUUGAUAAAUCUCAGAUAACAACUCUAGUGCAUGGGACAAUGGGGUAUCUUGACCCAGAAUACUUCCACACAAGCCAGUUAACAGAGAAGAGUGAUGUCUAUAGCUUUGGGGUUGUCUUAGCAGAGCUACUGACAGGAAAGAAAGCAUUGUGUUUUGACAGGCCAGAGGUAGACAGAAACCUUGCACUGUACUUUGUUUCUUCAAUGAAAGAAGGUCUUCUAUUUCAUAUUCUGGACAAAAGUAUUGAUGAGCCGAAUGUCGAGCAUCUUAAGGAAGUUGCAUUAAUUGCAGAAAGGUGUUUAAGGGUGAAGAGUGAGGAAAGACCAACGAUGAAAGAAGUGGCAAUGGGACUUGAAGGAAUAUUAGUUAUUGAAGAGCAGUGUUGGGGAAGUGACAAUUUGCCUUCGGAAGAGACUGAAAACGUGCUCAAUGGAGCACCAUCUGUUAUCAAUGUUGAAGAUAGUGUUGGCGGAAGUGGCAUUAAUUCUUCGUAUUCAUAUGGUACAAACCAGAUUUUGAUGUCAGUGAUUGGUGGAAGAUGA
Messenger RNA from Vicia faba (fava bean), 2301 nucleotides. The record is from the annotation of a GenBank genome assembly. Lineage: Eukaryota; Viridiplantae; Streptophyta; Magnoliopsida; Fabales; Fabaceae.